Messenger RNA from Diceros bicornis minor, 7875 nucleotides. It is a transcript of the gene IGSF10, whose product is annotated as immunoglobulin superfamily member 10. The transcript has 6 exons. The record is from RefSeq and is a predicted model, not a curated record. The coding region runs from base 1 to 7875 and encodes 2624 amino acids. Gene Ontology annotation, molecular function: protein binding. Lineage: Eukaryota; Metazoa; Chordata; Mammalia; Perissodactyla; Rhinocerotidae.
AUGAAGGUGAAAGGCAGAGGGAUCACCUGCUUCCUGGUGUACUUUGCUGUGACCUGCCUGGUGGCCGCCCCGGGGGGCGGGGCCUGUCCUCGCCGCUGUGCCUGCUACGUGCCUGCAGAGGUGCACUGCACAUUUCGGUACCUGACCUCCAUCCCAGACAGCCUCCCGCCCAACGUGGAACGGAUCAAUUUAGGGUACAACAGCUUGGUUAGAUUGAUGGAAACAGAUUUUUCUGGCCUCCACAAACUGGAGUUACUAAUGCUGCAUAGCAAUGCCAUUCACACAAUCCCUGCUAAGACCUUCGCAGAUCUGCAGGCCUUGCAGGUCUUAAAAAUGAGCUAUAACAAAGUGCGUAAACUUCAGAAGGAUACUUUUUAUGGCCUCAGGAGCUUGACCCGGUUGCACAUGGACCACAACAACAUUGAGUUUAUAAACCCCGAGGUGUUUUACGGACUCACCUCUCUCCGACUGGUGCACUUGGAAGGAAAUCAGCUCACCAAGCUCCAUCCGGAUACAUUUGUCUCUUUGCGCUACCUCCGGAUAUUUAAAACAUCUUCCAUUAAGUACCUGUACUUGUCUGAUAACUUUCUGAGCUCCUUCCCUCAAGAGAUGGUCUCCUAUAUGCCUGAUCUGGAAAGCCUUUAUCUUCACGGGAACCCGUGGACCUGCGAUUGUCAUUUAAAAUGGUUGUCUAACUGGAUACAGGAGAAGCCAGAUAUAAUAAAAUGCAAAAAAGACAGAAGUCUCUCCAGUCCUCAGCAGUGUCCACUUUGCAUGAACCCCAGGACCUCUAAAGGCAAGCCCUUAGCUAUGGUUCCAGCUGCAGCUUUCCUGUGUGCCAAGCCAACCAUUGACCCAUCCCUGAAACUGAAGAGCCAGACUAUUCCGGAAGACAGCGGUUCUGUGUCCAUCUCUCCCCAAGAUUUCAUGGCACCUUUCGGCUCCCUCGCUUUCAAUAUGACAGAUCAGUCUGGAAAUGAAGCUAACGUGGUCUGCAGUAUCCAAAGGCCCUCGAGGACCUCGUCCAUUGCAUUCACCGAAGGAAAUGACUACAUCAUACUCAAUACAUCGUUUUCAACAUUUCUGGUGUGUAACAUAGAUUACAGUCACAUUCAGCCAGUGUGGCAAGUUCUGGCUUUGUACAGUGACUCUCCCUUGAUACUAGAAAGGAGCCACUUGCUCACUGAAACACCACAACUCUGCUACAAAUAUAAACAGGCGGCUCCUAAGCCUGAAGACAUCUUUACCAACAUAGAGGCUGAUCUCAGAGCAGAUCCCCCUUGGUUAAUGCAAGACCAAAUUUUCUUGCAGCUAAACAGAACUGCCACCACACUCAGUACAUUGCAGAUCCAGUACUCCAGUGAUGCUCAAGUCACUUUGCCAAGGGCAGAGAUGAGGCCAGUGAAAUACCAAUGGACCAUGAUCUCCAGGGAUAACAAUACUAAGCUGGAACGCACUGUUUUGGUGGGUGGGACCAUUGACCUAGACUGCCCAGGCCAAGGAGACCCCACCCCACAUUUGGAGUGGCUUCUAGCUGAUGGGAGUAAAGUGAGAGCCCCUUACGUUAGUGAGGAUGGACGAAUCCUAAUAGACAAAAAUGGAAAACUGGAGCUCCAGAUGGCUGAUAGCUUCGACACAGGCACAUACCACUGCAUCAGCACCAAUUACGAUGAUGCGGACAUUCUCACCUACAGGGUUACUGUGGUAGAGCCCCGCAUAGAAGCCCAUCACGAGAAUGGGGCUCAUCAUACCAUUUUCAUUGGUGAAACACUUGAUCUUCCAUGCCAUUCUACUGGUAUCCCAGAUGCCUCUGUUAGCUGGGUUCUUCCAGGAAACACUGUGCUCUCUCAGUCCUCAAGAGACAAGCAAAUUCUUAACAAUGGCACACUAAGAGUAUUAAAGGUCACCCAGAAAGACCAGGGACAUUAUCGUUGCAUAGCAGCCAACCCAUCAGGGGUCGAUUUUUUGAUUAACCAAGUUUCAGUCAAAACAAAGGGGGAAAGGCCAGUGGAGCAUAAUGUAGAGACAGAUGGAUCUGGACUCGAUGAACCCAAUCCCAUCACUCAUCUUAAGGACCCGCCAGCUGUACAACUCCCUACAUCUGCUCCGAUGGGAGCUGAGGCUGGAAAACAAAUCUUGAGCACAAGUAAGAGGCACAACUAUUGGGAGUUAAUACACCGGCGGCGUGGAGAUUCAACAAACCGACGUUUUAGGGAGCAGGGGAGGCAGUUCCCUCCCUCUGCUCGGAGAAUUGACCCACGACACUGGGCAGCACUUUUGGAGAAAGCUAAAAAGAACACUAUGCCAGAGAAGCGAGAAAAUAUCACAGCAAAACCACCUCCACUGGUCACUCAACUCCUGAAAAUACUGGGUGAGGAAGGAGACUCUUCAGGCAUGCCUCCUCCAGAUGAGGAGUUGACGGUCCCAGCAACUAACGCUCCCUAUGUUCUGGCUGUGAGGACGGUGACUGCUGAUUCCAGAAAAAUAUCUGAUAGCCCUGUGACAAAUACAACUGCUGGCCCCGAAGCCUCCCCAAUUGUGAGUCCACAAAUACCACCACCUGAAAAACCAGUAGAUCUCAAACUAUCUGCUACUAUUAAAACUACAGUCAUGUCAAAGAAGAUAAACCCAACCACAUCAAGCAACAGGCAAAGCACAACCAGCCAAAAUUUACCUACUGUCUUUCCUCUACUACCUGAAGCAACUCAAUUUCAGGAUGCUGACGACAUGGGGAGAAGAGAGCCUUUGCAAAGUGCGCCCCCAACAACAGUGGGGACUAUGAUCAAAGAUGUGAAUAUCAAAAUGCUUAGUAGUGCCCACAGCACAGCUGAUAGAUUCUUAGGGUCAGUAAGUGCCACAGACAGUCAUCAGACAUCUGUGAUGGCAGUCGGUGAACCCAGGAGCAAUCACUUCUAUUCUAACAUUACUCUUAGCACCUCUAAGCCCACUUCAGGCCCCCAUGCUGCUGCUCAUUCUCAGUUACAGAGUCCUAGAAACAGCACAACUAACAUCCCACUACACAGACGCUUUGGAAGAAGGAGGAAAAUUUGGGGCAGAGGGCGAAUUAUCAGCCCAUACAGAACUCCAGUUCUCCGACAGCACAGAUAUGGCUUUGUGAGGCCAACAUUCCGAGGUUCUUCCGAAGGAAGCACCACUGCUUUUCCAGCCCCAGAGCUCAAUGUGGUGUGCCCAUCCUGUUCUCCCAGAGGAAGGCUCACCACUGCUGCAGCAGCAUUGGCUUCUCCAAGUUCUCCCCCAAUCACCCUCCCCAAAGCUGAAAUUGCCCGAGUCACAGCAGAAGAGUCUACAACUCUAGUCCACAAUCCAUCGUUACUGUUUGAGAACAAAUCAGAUGUAGAUACUGAGAAAACAACACCCACAAUGCAAUCUUUCAGUGCAGAAAGUACCCAAGUGACUCCGACUGGUGCAGUCAUGACUCAUGCCCCAUCGUCCACACCUAUGGAAAAAACUCACAUAAUAAAUACUGGUCACCCAAGUGCGUCUAACACCAGUGAAGCUGAAAGAGAUUCAAUGAUUGUUUCACCACUUCCAGCCCCCACCACCAAGCCAUCUACGCCUCCUACUACAGCCAUUACAAGAUUUUCAAGAAGGAAAAUUCCCUGGCAUCAGAUCUUUUUAAAUAACCAUAUCCGAAAAGAGAGGUUAAAGAAUCAGCAUAAACUUGGUUCACAAAAAAACACAGCCAUGGUGCUUCCUAAAAAAUCUCCUGCUUUACCCACAGAGAAAGUUUCCCCCUUCCAUUUCACAACACUCUCAGCAAAUGUGAUGCAAAUUCCAUCUAUAACAUCAGCUACAGCUCACCACAAUACCAAAACACAGAGUCCCAUAAGCCUCCCAACACUGAAGGAGCUGCCCUUCCCACUCGUUUACCGUACACUUCCCAAUGUCUCAAGCAAAGAGUCAAGUACAGAUUUCAUACCAAUGCAAACAGCCACAAUGACCAAUCCUCCUACUGCCCCUGCAUCUGUCAUUGUCAAUAAAACCAAAACGGCCAGACUCAGGACACAAAAAGUACAAAGUGAAAAGGAGCCUCAAAAGAACUGGAAUGACCCAAACCCCAAUCCUGGCCAGAGUUCUGGCUUCACUACAUCCACGGCUGUGACACCUCCUGUUCCAACCGCAGCUGAAACUUCAACCAAGCUCGAUGUCUCUGCUUUCACUCUUCCCCCCCUAGAAAACACAAAAGGAAUUUCAAGCACAAUUGGUCUUCAUCCAAGAACGCUUAAUCUGACAGAUGUAGUUGAAGAGCUACCCCAAGAGAGUCCUCAGACUUUGAAGAGCACAAGUGCCUCUGAAACCUCUUUGUCCAGCAAACUGCACCAGUGUACCAAGACCAGGAACACAAUCAUUAGACUCUCUACCAUGCCCCCAUUCCUGAGCAGCAGUGCCACUCCAAUGUUAACUCCUACCUCCCCUCCCUUGAGUAGUCAAAAUGCAGUUACAGACCACAUGGCCACCCUGGUUUCCAGGAUGGUGACAAAUACAAUGGUCAAGCCGCAUGGAUCCUCAAGGCACAACGCUAAUCCACAGCAGUUAGCAGCAGAGGUUGCAACAUCUCCCGAAGCUCACCCAAAUGCCAAGUUCACAAUUGAAACCACUCAGGUUAUCUACUCUGAUCUGUUACAUUCUACUCCUGUGCCAGCACUAAUAAGAGUUAAACCACAGAACUCUAAAUUAACUCCCCCUCCCUGGUCAGAAAACCACUUUUGGCACAAGUCACACCCAGAAAUUGCUGAAAAUGGCAAAAAGCCAGCAGUGAGCAUGUUGCCGGCUCCAGGCUUCCCACAGGACACCACUCAUGCUUCCAACUGGGAUACACAGAAGACUGCAGAGAAAAGUAGCUUCAAUAAGACCCCAGCUCAAAAAUUAACAACUUCUGAACACUUUCCCUUUGAUUCUUUAUCUAGGAAUAUAUUUGAAAGGCCCAGAAUAGUUGGUGGAAAAGCAGCAAGCUUUACUGUUUCGGCUAACUCCGAUGCCUUUCUUCCUUGUGAGGCUGUUGGAAACCCCCCACCCAGCAUCCACUGGACCAGAGUCUCAUCAGGACUUGAUUUGUCUAAAAGGAAACAGACAAGCAGGUUCCAGGUGCUCCCCAAUGGCACCCUGUCUAUCCAGAGGGUAGACAUUCAGGACCGUGGACAGUACCUAUGCUCAGCAUCCAAUCCGUUUGGCACAGACCGCCUUCAUGUCACCUUGUCUGUGGUUUCCUAUCCUCCCAGGAUCCUGGAGAGACGUACCAAAGAGAUCACAGUCCAUUCUGGGAGCACUGUGGAAUUGAAGUGCAGAGCUGAAGGUAGACCGAGCCCCAUAAUUUCCUGGGUUCUCGCAAACCAAACAGUGGUCUCAGAGUCAUCCGAGGGGAAUAGGCAGGCCCUGGUAACAUCCGAUGGAACGUUGGUCAUCCACAAUCUCAGCAUUUAUGACCGGGGCUUCUACAAAUGCAUGGCCAGCAACUCAGCUGGCCAGGAUUCACUGCUGGUUAAAAUACAAGUCAUUGCAGCCCCACCUGUGAUUCUAGAGCAGAAGAGGCAAGUCCUUGCAGUGACGUGGGGUGAAAAUUUGAAGCUGCCUUGUACUGCAAAGGGAACUCCUCAGCCCAGUGUGCACUGGGUCCUCUCUGAUGGCACCGAAGUGAAACCAUUACAGUUGAUCAAUUCCAAGUUGUUCUUAUUUUCAAAUGGGACUCUGUAUAUAGGAAACGUAGCCUCCUCCGACAGGGGCGCUUACGAAUGCAUUGCUACCAGCUCCACUGGCUCAGAGAGGAGGGUGGUAAUGCUCACAGUGGAAGACCAAGAGACCAUCCCCAGAAUAGAAGUUGCAUCCCAGACAUGGACUGAGGUGAAUUUUGGAGACAAAUUACUACUGAACUGCUCAGCCACUGGGAAACCCAAACCCAAAAUAAUCUGGAGGCUACCAUCCAAGGCAGUCAUCGACCAGUGGCACAGAAUGGGCAGCCGAAUCCAUGUCUACCCAAACGGAUCCCUGUUCAUUGGGUCAAUAACAGAAAAAGAUGGUGGUGAUUACUUGUGUGUGGCGAGAAACAAGAUGGGGGACGACCUGAUACCGAUGCACGUUAGCCUGAGACUGAAACCUGCCAAGAUUGACCACAAGCAACAUUUUAAAAAGCACGUGUUCCACGGGAAAGAUUUCCAGGUCGACUGCAAGGCUUCCGGCUCGCCAGUGCCUGAGAUCUCCUGGAGUCUGCCCGAUGGAACGAUGAUAAACAAUGCAAUGCAAGCUGAUGACAGUGGCCGCAGGACCAGGAGGUACACCCUGUUCGACAAUGGAACCUUGUACUUCAACCAAGUUGGGGUAGCAGAGGAAGGGGAUUAUACUUGCUAUGCCAGGAACACUCUCGGGAGGGAUGAAAUGAGGGUCCACCUAACAGUCGUAACAGCUGCCCCUCGGAUCAGGCAGGGUGGCAAGACCAACACGAGAAUCAAGGCUGGAGACACGGCCGUCCUUGACUGUGAGGUCAUUGGGGAACCCAAACCAACAAUAUUUUGGUUGCUGCCUUCCAAUGACGUGAUCUCGUUCUCUAAGGACAGGUACACGUUUCAUGCCAACGGGUCUUUGUCCAUCAAUGAGGCAAACCUGCUCGAUUCUGGGGAGUAUGUGUGUGUGGCCCGAAAUCCCAGCGGGGAUGACACCAAAAUGUACAAAGUGGACGUUGCCUCCAGACCUCCACUAAUCAAUGGCCUGUACACAAACAGAACUGUCAUUAAGGCCACAGCCGUGAGGCAUUCCAAAAGACACUUGGACUGCAGAGCUGAGGGGACGCCGCCUCCUCAAGUCAUGUGGAUCAUGCCCGACAGUAUUUUCCUCACAGCCCCGUACUACGGAAGCAGAAUCACAGUCCAUAAAAAUGGAACCUUGGAAAUUAGGAACGUGAGGCUUUCGGAUACAGCCGAUUUUAUCUGUGUGGCUCGGAAUGAAGGAGGAGAGAGCAUGCUGGUGGUACAGUUAGAAGUCCUGGAAAUGCUGAGAAGACCAACAUUCAGAAACCCAUUUAAUGAAAAAACAGUUGCCCAGCUUGGAAAGCCCACGGCAUUAAAUUGCUCUGUUGAUGGAAACCCGCCACCUGAAAUCAUCUGGAUUUUACCAAACGGCACACGAUUUCCCAAUGGGCCACAAAAUUCUCAGUAUCUGAUAGCAAGCAACGGUUCUUUCAUCAUUUCUAAAACAACUCGGGACGAUGCAGGAAAGUAUCGGUGUGCGGCAAGAAAUCAAGUUGGCUAUAUCGAGAAAUUGAUCAUAUUAGAAAUUGGCCAGAAGCCAGUUAUUCUGACUUACGCACUAGGACCAGUUUACUGCAUCAGUGGAGAAUCGCUAUCAUUGCACUGUGUGUCUGAUGGAAGCCCUAAGCCCAAUAUCAAGUGGACUGUACCAAGUGGUUCUGUAAUAGACAGGCCUCAAAUUAAUGGAAAAUACCUACUGCAUGAAAAUGGCACCUUAGUCAUCAAAGAAGCAACAGCUUAUGACAGAGGAAACUAUGUUUGUAAGGCUCAAAAUAGUGUUGGCCAUGCCCUGAUCACUGUUCCAGUAAUGGUUGUCGCCUACCCUCCCCGAAUUACAAAUCGCCUACCCAGGAGCAUCCUCACGAGGACCGGAGCGGCCGUUCGGCUCUACUGUGUUGCCCUGGGGGUCCCCAAGCCAGAAAUCACAUGGGAGAUGCCUGACCACUCCCUGCUCUCGAUGGCAAACAAAGGGAGGACACAUGGAACAAGGCCUUUUCCCCCACGAGGUACCCUAGUCAUUCAGAAUCCUCAGCCCUCCGAUUCUGGGAUAUACAAAUGCACGGCAAAGAAUCCACUAGGUAGUGAUUACGUGACAACUUACAUUCAAGUAAUCUGA